CUUAUAGAAGAUGGACUCUCUCUGAUUUUGUUUGGUUUGACUCAAGAGGAAUUUUUAAAUAGACUAAUGAUCCAUGGAAGUGCCAGCACUGUGGACUCUCUUUGCCAUCUCAAUGGUUGGGGGAGGUGCUCCAUCCCCAUACAUGCACUAGAGGCAGGAAUAGAAAAUCGUCAGCUGGACACAGUAGAUUUCUUUUUGAAGAGCAAGGAAAAUCUUUUGAGUCCAUCCUCAAAAUCUUCUGUACCUGAUCAGUUUGAUCACUUUCCAUCCCAUUUAUAUUUAAAAUAUGUCGAAGAGCUGACACCAGCAUUGGAUUUACUUUGCUCAGCAAUUAGAGAAAAUGAUUCUGAAACCCAGAGCAAACACUUUUCGGAACAGUUGCUUAAUCUUACACUGUCUUUCCUUAACAAACAAAUAAAGGAGCUUUUUAUUCACAAUGAAGGGCUAGAUGAACAUCUACAGAAAGGAGUGAACAUUUUGACCAGCUACAUUAAUGAACUUCGAACCUUCAUGAUAAAGUUUCCUUGGAAGCUAACAGAUGCUAUAGAUGAAUAUGAUGUAAAUGAAAAUGUCCCCAAAGUAAAGGAGAGCAAUAUAUGGGAGAAGCUCAGCAUUGAGGAAGUUAUUGCCAAUGCCAUUUUAAACAACAAAAUACCAGAGGCACAAACUUUCUUCAGGAUUAACAGUCAUUCUGCUCAAAGACUCGAGGAGUUGAUUAGAAUAGGCCUAGAUUUGGUCUUUGACAAUUUGAAAAAGAAUAAUAUAAAGGAAGCCUCUGAGCUUUUGAAGAAUAUGGGCUUUAAUGUAAAAGACCAGUUGCUCAAGAUAUGCUUCUAUACAACUGAUAAAAACAUACGGGACUUUUUGGUUGAAAUUUUAAAAGAAAAAAAUUAUUUUUCUGAAAAAGAAAAAAGAACUAUAGACUUCGUGCAUCAAGUUGAGAAGUUUUAUUCAGGACAUUUCCAAGAAAAUAUGCAGAUCCAGUCUUUUCCCAGGUAUUCGAUAAAGGAACAAGAUUUUUUCAAGCACAAGUCUGUUUUGGACUCAUUCCUGAAAUAUGAUCAUAAAGAUACAGAUAAACUUAACAAGCAAGAUCACAGAAUUGUGUUAACUUGGGCUCAGUGGUGGAAUCAACUAACACAAGAAUCCAUCCUUCUCCCCAGGAUAAGUCCAGAAGAAUACAAAUCAUAUUCUCCCGAAGCCCUCUGGAGAUACCUCACAGCUCGCCAUGAUUGGUUCAGCAUUAUCUUGUGGAUUGGAGAAUUUCAGACCCGGAAUAGUUAUGCCUCACUUCAGCAGAACAAAUGGCCCCCUCUGACUGUUGACGUUGUUGAUCAGAAUACUCGCUGCAACAACUACAUGAGGAAUGAAAUUUUAGAUACGCUGGCCAGGAAUGGAAUUUUUCUUACAUCUGAACUAGAAGACUUUGAACUCUUUCUCAAAAGACUGAAUCGUAUUGGGGGAGUUAUGCAAGAUACCCUCCCUGUUCAAAACUAUAGGUCCAAAGAUGGUUGGGAUUUCCAUUGUCACUUCAUUCUCUAUUGUUUGGAACACAGUCUGCAGUAUCUUCUUUAUGUCUUUCUUGACUAUUACAAACUUAGUCCUCCAAAUUGUCCCUUUUUGGAAAAAAAAGAAUUACAUGAAGCUCACCCUUGGUUUGAAUUUUUAGUUCAGUGUCGACAAGUUUCCAGUAAUUUAACAGAUCCCAAACUGAUCUUCCAGGCUAGCCUUGCAAAUGCUCAGAUACUGAUUCCCAGCAACCAGGCCAGUGUAAGCAGUAUGCUAUUGGAAGGACAUACCCUCCUGGCCCUUGCUACCACAAUGUAUGCCCCUGGGGGCGUCAGCCAGGUUGUUCAGAAUGAAGAAAAUGAGAACUGUGUGAAGAAAGUAGAUCCCCAGCUACUGAAGAUGGCAUUAACUCCUUACCCCAAGCUUAAAACUGCUCUCUUCCCACAGUACACUGCCCCUAGUGUCCUGCCACCAGAUAUUACACUCUACCACCUGAUUCAGUCAUUAUUGCCCUUUGAUCCUAGCAGAUUGUUUGGCUGGCAGUCUGCCAACACACUGACUAUAGGAGAUGCAGCAAGUCAGCUCCCACAUUUCUCUAGCCCUGACCUGGUUAAUAAAUAUGCUAUAGUAGAACGUCUGAAUUUUGCUUAUUAUUUACAUCAUGGACGACCAUCGUUUGCGUUUGGUACUUUUCUGGUUCAGGAAUUAACCAAGAGCAAGACCCCCAAGCAGCUGAUCCAGCAAGUAGGCAAUGAAGCCUAUGUUUUAGGGCUCUCCUCCUUCCACAUACCUUCAAUAGGAGCUGCCUGUGUUUGUUUCUUAGAACUGCUUGGCCUCGACAGCCUCAAGCUCAGAGUUGAUAUGAAAGUGGCCAAUAUAAUUUUGAGCUACAUGUGUAGAAAUGAAGAUGCUCAGUACAACUUUAUCAGAGAGUCUCUAGCUGAAAAACUAUCUAAACUGGCUAUGGGUGAAAAGUCAACCAUAGAAGAAUUGCUCGUUCUCUUAGAAGAAGGUAUACGGGACAGCAUUCAGCAGCAGGAAAUAAAGAGGUUAUCCAGUGAAUCCAGCAGCCAGUGGGCAUUAGUGGUACAAUUCUGCAGGCUCCACAAUCUGAAACUGAGCACAUCUUACCUUAGAGAAUGUGCCAAAGCAAAUGAUUGGUUACAGUUUAUUAUUCACAGCCAACUCCAUAAUUACCACCCAGAGGAGGUGAAAUCUCUUCUCCAGUAUUUCAACCCUGUUCUUCAAGACCACUUAAGACUGGCUUUUGAGAACUUGCCCUCAGCGUCCAAGUCUAGAAUGGACAGUGAUCAAGUCUGCAACAAGUCCCCGCAGGAGCUCCAAAGAAACAAAGUAGAGAUGACUGAUUUCUUUGAAAUUCUGCUUCAGUGCUCAGAGGUGCCAAACUCCUGGUGCUGGCUCCUGGCAGAAGCAGUGAAACAACAGGCCCCAAUCCUUAGUGUCCUGGCCUCAUGUGUCCAGGACGCCAGUGCUAUUCCUUGCCUCUGUGUUUGGAUCAUCACUUCUGUGGAGCACAGUGUUGCAGCUGAAGCAAUGGGACACAUUCAGGACUCAAUGGAGGGCCAUACCUGGGACCUUGAGGACCUCUCAGUCAUCUGGAGGACAUUAUUAACACGGCAGAAGAGCAAAACUCUCAUCAGAGGUUUCCAGCUUUUCUUUAAGGAGUCCCCACUACUCUUCAUGAUGGAGAUGUAUGAACUGUGUAUGUUCUUCAAGAAUUAUGAGGAAGCUGAAGCUAAACUUCUGGCGUUCCGGAAGAGCCUUGAAACUCUUGAAACGGCAGCCACAAGGGUCCACGCUAUCAUUCCUGCCCCAUGGCUGAAGGAGAACGUGUAUUUUCUUUUGAAGCUUAUGCUGCAGCAGUGUAGGACCCAGUAUGAGCUGGGGAAGCUUUUACAGCUGUUUGUUGGAAUAGAGCAUCUCUUCUGUGAUGGUCCAGAUGUAAAGAAGCUGUGUGUCCUUAGCCAAAUUUUGAAGGAUACGUCCAUAGCCAUUAACCGUGUAAUUAUUACCAGCUACAGCCUUGAGAAUCUUCAGCAUGAAUGUAGAUCAAUUUUAGAAAAACUGGAGACAGAUGGAUACUUUGCUUUGGCCAGGAGGGUAGCAGAGCUAGCUGAGCUACCUGUGGACAACUUGGUUAUUGAAGAGAUAACACAGGAAAUGCAGACCUUAAAACACAUUGACCAGUGGUCUCUGAAACAAGCAAGAAUUGACUUCUGGAAAAAAUGUCAUGAGAAUUUUAAGAAAAAUUCCAUCUCAAGCAAAGCAGCUUCUUCCUUUUUCUCAGCCCAGGCUCUUACGGCAAGUGAGUGCCCAGCUGAAGAGGGACCAAGCAGCACUGAGGAGCGCCAUCUGCUGCUCACUCUGGCAGGACACUGGCUUGCCCAGGAGGACCUGGUGCCUUUGAAGGAGCUGGAGGAGCUAGAGAAGCAGAUCUGGCUCUGCCGCAUCACCCAGCACACCCUCAGGGGAAGCCAGGAGAAAAUAGCUCCCAGAUGUUCUCAACAGAUGUCAACUAGUGGUGAACUUUCCUUUGAAAGCUUAGCCAGUGAGUUUUCAUUCUCUAAGUUGGCUGCUCUGAACACAUCAAAAUACUUAGAAUUUAAUGGCCUUCCAUCCAAAGACACUUGUGAGAACAAACUGAAUUGGAAGCAGCAGGAGUCCCUAAACUUUUUGAUUGGGCGCCUAUUGGAUGAUGGCUGUGUGCAUGAAGCAAGUAGAGUAUGCCGAUAUUUUCAUUUCUAUAACCAAGAUGUUGCCUUGGUGUUGCAUUGCAGAGCACUAGCUUCAGGGGAAGCUAGUGUGGAUGACCUGCACCCGGACGUCCAUGCUCUCUUACAAAGUGCUGAGCUGCUUGAGGAAGAAGAAGAACCUGGCUUUCCUCUAAGGAAAGUCCAAAGCACUUCAAGUUUGGAUAGUCAGUCAUUUGUGAUGCUGCCCCCCAGUGAUGAAGUGGUGACUAUUCUGGAAACUCUGACAAGCAGAUGCCUCCAUGGGAAGAAUUAUUGCCAGCAGGUCCUCUGUCUCUAUGCACUUGCCAAGGAGUUGGGCUGUUCCUACACAGAUGUCGCUGCCCAGGAUGGUGAGGCCAUUCUCCGGGUAAUCUUGGCCUCUCAGCAGCCUGACCGAUGCAAGCGAGCUCAAGCCUUCAUCAGCACCCAGGGCCUCGAGCCAGACACAGUGGCUGAACUUGUGGCCGAAGAGGUGACCCGGGAGCUGCUGACCCCAUCAGAGGGAACAGGAUAUAAGCAGACGUUCACCCCAACAGAGGAAAGCCAGACGUUUCUUCAGCUGACUGCUCUGUGUCAAGACCGCACCUUGGUAGGCAUGAAGUUGUUGGAUAAGAUUUCCUCCGUUCCCCAUGGGGACUUGUCUUGCACCACAGAGCUGCUGAUCCUGGCUCAUCACUGCUUCACGCUGACAUGCCACAUGGAGGGCAUCAUCCGAGUCCUGCAGGCCGCCCGGCUGCUCACAGACAACCACUUGGCCCCCAGUGAGGAGUAUGGACUGGUGGUGCGUCUCCUCACUGGCAUUGGAAGGUACAAUGAGAUGACAUACAUAUUUGAUUUGCUGCAUAAAAAACACUAUUUUGAAGUGCUGAUGAGGAAGAAAUUGGACCCGAGUGGUACCCUGAAGACGGCCCUACUGGACUACAUCAAACGCUGCCGCCCUGGGGACAGUGAGAAGCACAACAUGAUUGCCCUGUGUUUCAGCAUGUGCCGGGAGAUUGGGGAGAACCAUGAGGCAGCUGCCUGCAUCCAACUGAAAUUGAUUGAGUCUCAGCCCUGGGAGGACAGCCUCAAGGAUGGGCACCAACUGAAGCAGCUGCUGCUGAAGGCCCUGACUCUGAUGCUGGAUGCAGCAGAGAGUUAUGCCAAGGACUCCUGCGUGCGACAGGCCCUGCACUGUCACCGGCUCACCAAGUUGAUAACACUGCAGAUUCACUUUCUGAACACCGGCCAGAACACAAUGCUCAUCAACCUGGGCCGCCACAGGCUGAUGGACUGUAUCAUGGCCCUACCUCGGUUCUACCAGGCUUCUAUUGUGGCUGAGGCCUAUGACUUUGUUCCUGAUUGGGCUGAAAUUCUAUACCAACAAGUGAUUCUUAAAGGAGACUUUAAUUACUUGGAAGAAUUUAAGCAGCAAAGGUUAUUAAGAUCCAGUAUAUUUGAAGAAAUUUCAAUAAAAUGUAAACAUCAUCAGCCUACUGACUUAGUUGUGAAAAACCUGAAGAAGUUACUCACAUAUUGUGAAGAUGUCUACUUGUAUUACAAGCUGGCAUACGAACACAAAUUUUAUGACGUUGUAAAUGUGCUUCUGAAGGACCCUCAGACAGGUUGCUGUCUAAAGGACAUGCUAGCAGGUUAG
Lipotes vexillifer (Yangtze River dolphin) is the source of this 5898-nucleotide messenger RNA. RefSeq names its product SPG11 vesicle trafficking associated, spatacsin (gene SPG11). Gene Ontology annotation, cellular component: cytoplasm; dendrite; axon. The annotation marks the transcript as partial. The record is from RefSeq and is a predicted model, not a curated record. Gene Ontology annotation, biological process: synaptic vesicle transport; chemical synaptic transmission; axonogenesis. NCBI's taxonomy places the organism in Eukaryota, Metazoa, Chordata, Mammalia, Artiodactyla, Lipotidae. The transcript is spliced from 34 exons.